GUUGAGUGUAUUUUUUAUUUUACGUAUGUAUUUGAAUUGUGUAAAAUAUUUAAAUAAUAUCUAGUCUAAGAGAAUAAGUCAGAAAGUAAACAGUGUAAGAAAGCCACAUCAGGUGCCAGUUUAUUGGCAUCAUGCCUUCAAUAGACAUGAUGGGUCCUCCGGGGCAGCCGCUAGACGCGGCGCCGGAGGAGCCUCAGGCGCCCCCGCCGCCGGUUAUCGGGAUCAUUUACCCACCACCAGAAGUCAGGAAUAUUGUGGAUAAGACGGCCAGUUUUGUAGCUCGCAACGGGCCCGAGUUUGAGGCGCGUAUCCGGCAGAACGAGCUCGGAAACCCCAAAUUCAACUUCCUCAACUCUGGGGACCCCUACCAUGCCUACUAUCAGCACAAGGUCAAGGAGAUCAGGGAAGGGAAAGACACCGGCCCGCCACCGUCCGCCGGCGGCCCGCCCGGCAUCCGCGGCGCCCUGGCCCCAGCUCAAGCGGCGCGACAGCAGGAGCUCCUCAAGGCCGCGGCCCCCGCCGAGCCCCCGCCGCCCCGCGACCCUCCCCCAGACUUCGAAUUCCUCGCCGACGCGCCCUCUAUCUCUGCUCUAGAGUUGGACAUCGUCAAGCUGACGGCUCAGUUCGUGGCGAGGAAUGGAAGGCAGUUCUUGACGGACUUGAUGAAAAAGGAGGAGAGGAAUCAUCAGUUUGACUUCCUUCGCCCACAGCAUUCUUUGUUCCAGUACUUUACCAGGUUACUGGAGCAAUACACCAAAGUGUUACUCCCACCAAAGGAGCUAACAUCAAAGCUCGGGCAGGAGAUCCGGACCGGGGCCCUCGACGCGGCCCGCGGGCGCGCCGCCUGGCUCGCGCACCAGGCGCGCCGCCGCGCGCAGGACGAGGCCCGCGUGGAGCGCGAGCGGCUCGCCUACGCCUGCGUCGACUGGCACGACUUCGUGGUCGUCGAGACUGUGGACUACCCGGCGGGGGAACCUGGCGACUUCCCCCCGCCCACCACACCACUGGAAGUCGGAGCGAGAGUGCUGGCGCAGGAACGCGGUGUGACUGCUCCUAUUGAUGACGAUACAGAAAUGCAGCUCGAGUCCGAAUCGGAAUCGGAAAGCGAUGAGGAACUGUCCACUAUGGAAGAUCGUACGCAGCAGCAGCGACCUGAUGAUACCCGCGUCCAAGACAUGGAGGAGGACAGUUCUUCGAGUGAGGACGAGCGCGCGCCGGCGCCUCCGCCGCCGCGUCGCCCCGCCCGCGAAGAGGCGCCGCUCCCGCCUCGUCUGGAUCGCGUCGUUGUCAAGCAAUACGAUCCGAAGCAGCCGCGACCGGCCCCCGCCCCGCCGGGCGACGAGUGGCUAGUCUCCCCUAUCACCGGGGAGAAGAUCCCCGCGAGCAAGGUCGCCGAUCACGUCCGCAUCGGUCUACUGGACCCUCGCUGGCUGGAACAGAGAGACCGCGCGGCGGCCGAACGCUCCGACCGCGACGAGGCGCUCGCCCCGGGCGCCGCGAUCGAAGCCAGCCUCAAGCAGCUCGCCGAGCGCCGUACCGAUAUCUUCGGUGUCGGGGACGAGGAAACGGCUAUCGGUAAAAAGAUCGGCGAAGAGGAGAAGCGACGCGACGACAGAGUCACUUGGGACGGGCACACGUCUAGCGUCGAAGCGGCCACGCGCGCCGCUCGCGCUCAUAUCACGCUUGAAGAUCAGAUUCAGCAGAUCCAUAAAGUCAAAGGGUUGUUGCCGGAUGAGGAGAAGGAGAAGAUAGGUCCGAAGCCCGUGUCGGCGCCGCCGCCGCCGCGCAUGGCGCCGCCGCCGCCGCGCAUGGCGCCGCCGCGGGCCGUGGCGCCGGCGCCCGUGCUGCUGCCGCCGCUGAUGGUGCUGCCGCCGAUGGCGCCGCGGCCGCCGCUGAUCGCGACGCCGGUGGCGGGGUACUACGCCCCGCCGGUCGAGGAGGACGAGCCGGCGGCGAAGCGCCCGAGGACGGAGGACACGCUCGAGCCGGAGUCUACGUGGUUAGCGCGCCACGGAGGCGGUAACGUAGGCGUGAGCGUGAUCCUCCCGGCUCUGCCGGAGCGCACGGAGUGGCGCCUGGACGGGCGCGCGCUGCCGCUGUCCAUCACGCUGAGCGCCUCCGUCGCCGACCUCAAGACCAUGCUGCAGCGCUCCACCAACAUGCCCAUCGCCAAACAGAAGCUGCAGUACGAGGGUCUAUUCUUCAAAGACAGCAACACACUGGCGUACUACAACGUGCCGCCCGGCGCGGUCAUCCAACUGCAAGUGAAGGAGAGAGGAGGACGCAAGAAGUAAAAGAGAGAGAGACAGUACAUGCUUAUUCUGGCAUUCAAGUGCAUAAGCU
This is a messenger RNA of Cydia amplana, 2343 nucleotides long. It is a transcript of the gene Sf3a1, whose product is annotated as splicing factor 3A subunit 1. Gene Ontology annotation, biological process: mRNA cis splicing, via spliceosome; regulation of alternative mRNA splicing, via spliceosome. Gene Ontology annotation, molecular function: protein binding; RNA binding. The transcript is spliced from 6 exons. Gene Ontology annotation, cellular component: catalytic step 2 spliceosome; U2 snRNP; U2-type prespliceosome. Lineage: Eukaryota; Metazoa; Arthropoda; Insecta; Lepidoptera; Tortricidae. Bases 132 to 2294 code for a protein of 720 amino acids. The record is from RefSeq and is a predicted model, not a curated record.